Messenger RNA from Cladophialophora immunda, 2385 nucleotides. RefSeq lists its product as uncharacterized. The transcript has a single exon. NCBI's taxonomy places the organism in Eukaryota, Fungi, Ascomycota, Eurotiomycetes, Chaetothyriales, Herpotrichiellaceae. The record is from RefSeq and is a predicted model, not a curated record. Gene Ontology annotation, cellular component: nuclear pre-replicative complex. Gene Ontology annotation, biological process: DNA-templated DNA replication; rRNA processing. The coding region runs from base 46 to 1656 and encodes 536 amino acids. Gene Ontology annotation, molecular function: protein binding.
AGUGAAACUACCACAAUGCAUUCGAAUCGACGCCAACCUUGAGAAAUGCUCACAGAAAGCUUUAUUGCAGCGACAUUGACCGCGAAUAAAGCCGUAGCACAUGCCAGCGCCGCCUUGAAAGAUGUAGGCAUUUUCCUUCAUGAGUUUCAACCUCAACGCGUGUUGCGGCAUGGCUUCAAGAAGAGUUCCAGUCAACCAGGCUGUGUGGCAAUCAGUGACUCGCACAUCUUCGCGGCUCAGGCAGACAAAGCAGUUGUGAACGUCUAUAGUCGAGAAAGAGCCAAUCAAGAAGCCACUGUCCCGUUCCCUGAGCGGGUAUCCAGCCUCGCCUAUGCCCGCGAGGCAGAAAUCUUGGUUCUAGGGACCGAAGGAGGGAGAUUGAUUCUAUGGGAAGUUGCAACAGGCAGAGUGACAAACUCGGCGGCCUCUCAUCUUCAGGCGGUCUCGUGUCUUUGCAUCACCCCUCGGAACGAAUACAUCCUUUCUGGCGCUGCUGACUCGAGUAUUCACGUUUGGUCGCUAGCUAAACUAGUCUCCUUCGCGCAAUCAUCAGAUAGCUAUGAAGAUGACGGUGCGUCAAAUGCUCCUAUCGAGACAUUUUCCAGUCACCGAACCGCCAUCAGUGCAUUGAUCUGUGGCCACUCUAGCAUCACCACGAAUUUUGCAGUUUCAGCUUCCAACGAUGGGACUUGCCACAUCUGGCAUAUCCAAUCAUGUCAAGCGUUGCGGACUCUAUUGCUACCCUCCUACGCCGUUUCCAUCACGCUUGACCCGGCGGACAGAGCCAUAUAUUUCGGAUGCGAGAAUGGAAGGAUCCAAUCCUAUGACAUCUUUCAAAAGGUCCCCACCACCAAUAUUUCAUUGUCUAGCCCUUCGAUUACAGCAGCCAUACAGCUUGUGGACAAAGACAGUUGGAAGACCCCAUCCGCCGAUGUUGGAACAGCGAAUUGUGUCACACUAUCCUAUGACGGGACAUCCCUCCUCUCUGGCCAUGCCAACGGGACCGUCAUCCGGUGGGAUGUUGCUAAGCGUCGAAUUCUACAAGAGCUCACGAAUUUCGGUCAACCAAUCACCAAUAUUGAGAUGCUCAAGCCUGAAGGGUUUCUGAAUGUGAAAAGAUCCGGGUAUACGAUCUCAAGCGUUGUGAAGCCCAAUCUUGAGUUCACCUCGAUGAAGGACAACGGUACCUGCGGCGUCCCUGCGAAAUAUGGCCUCCAUGUCACGAUCACUGCCCAAAGAAGCCUAUCCGAACAUGAUGAAUUCGAACAAGCUGUCACCGGUCCCGGACUCCCACAAUCCAUGCUAGAUGCAGCCAUCCGCUCUUUGUCAAUGGGGAACAGCGCUACCCAAGUCUCGCUUCCGGCAGAUACCGCCGAGAUAUCGAAAGCAGAAAGACUCGAAGAAGAAGUCUCCAAAUUGAAGCAGCAACUCGCCGUCCUGCACGACCUGGAAGAAAAACGAAGGGAAAGGAAGCUUACGAGGAUGGGCAAGCGGGAUGAAUUGGCGGUGAAGAAGAGAGAAGCGUAUUUUGAAGCCAAAAGGCGAGGAAAAGAUGGAGAUGCAGCGAUGAAAAAGUGGGAGAAGACAGAGGCAGAACUUGAUCGUGAGAGCGACGAGGAAGAUCUUGGGGACGGGGAAGAGAUGGAUAUCGGCUGAAAGAAGAAGUUGAAUGGCUUCUCUCACUACAAGUCGGGGAAGAUCCUCAAAGAAUAGCAACAGAAUAGCAACGACCCCAGCGCCCUCGUCAGAAAUGGUGGAACAGGCGCAGUCUCACCGCCACCACUCGAAUGCGGCCACAGUCACAUCAUCUCCUAUUGAAAGUCAACGAAAUCGGAGACAAUGCGCCGAUCCCUCUCAGCCUCAAUCUCAACCCUGUUCAAAUCCAAUUGAUACGAUGACAAAGGCGCUGACCCUCUUUGGACGGUAUAUGUGAACAAGCACACAGUGGAAAUGGGUUGCUCCGCCUCACAUCGCAGGCCGGACAUGAUGCUGUGCCACUAGGAGGUUUGCAGUAAGCGGUCCCCCCUUUCCUCGCGGCAGAUGUCUAUCCAAGCAAAGACCGAGUGGCGCAAUUCAGUCGGCAUUUGCGCCAUAGAUCACAAGUGCUCGUUUUCUGCCCAGAGGCAGUGUAUAUUCUCGAGUAGAACAAGCUAUGGUUUAGACCGUUGCGAUUAUGGAGUGGGGUGGGAGAAAGACCAAAACGCAUCUCGUGCGGAAGUCAUCAAGGUAACGGCACAAACAAUUUUGCCAGAGCAGAGAAAAUGAGCAUUCAUAUCAAGCCAUCUAGAUAAUCCGGAACUCAGAGGCGUAGCACUACAAUUCACUGGGUGACAUAACCCCGAGAGCAUCAUCAGACAUUCUGCGUAACCCCAGGCUGGAUCUUCU